Messenger RNA from Arxiozyma heterogenica, 1440 nucleotides. RefSeq names its product adenosylmethionine-8-amino-7-oxononanoate transaminase (gene BIO3). The record is from RefSeq and is a predicted model, not a curated record. Lineage: Eukaryota; Fungi; Ascomycota; Saccharomycetes; Saccharomycetales; Saccharomycetaceae. Gene Ontology annotation, cellular component: mitochondrion. The transcript has a single exon. Gene Ontology annotation, biological process: biotin biosynthetic process. The coding region runs from base 1 to 1440 and encodes 479 amino acids. Gene Ontology annotation, molecular function: pyridoxal phosphate binding; dethiobiotin synthase activity; S-adenosyl-L-methionine:8-amino-7-oxononanoate transaminase activity.
AUGGAUUUCGAAUACAGUGUUGAAACGGCUCAGUUACUUGAAUAUGACAAACAAUAUAUGUGGCAUCCCUAUACUUCUCUUAAGGAUCCAUUGCCUGUUCUUCCAGUCAAAGAUGCGAAUGGUUGCGAAAUUGUAUGUGAUACUAAAACCACUACUAGAGUUAUUGAUGCAAUGUCUUCAUGGUGGUGUGUUAUUCAUGGGUAUAAUAAUGAACGUUUAAAUAAUGCUAUUUUACAGCAAGUAAAUCAAUUUUCACAUGUUCUAUUUGGUGGAUUUACACAUAAACCAGCCGUAAAUCUAGUUAAGAAGUUGAUUCAAUUGAUUGAUGAGCCACAAUUGAAAUAUUGCUUCUUAGCGGAUUCUGGUUCCGUAGCAGUGGAGGUAGCUCUGAAAUUUGCUUUUCAAGCUAAUUUAUUAUCUUCAGAACAGAAACAUAAGUUUCUGACAAUUAAGAAGGGCUAUCACGGUGAUACUUUUGGUGCUAUGAGUGUCUGUGAUCCAGUAUCUUCUAUGCAUAAUAUAUAUGGGAAUUAUCUUCCUACAAAUAUUUUUAUUGAUGAACCACCUGUGAUUGAACUUUUACCAUACUCACAACAUUCUUUUGAAAAUAACUGGGAUCCUAAUUGUAUAAAGAAUCUUGAGGAGGCAUUUAAAUUGCAUUAUAAUGAGUUAUGUGCUGUCAUUUUAGAACCUUUGUUACAAGGAGCAGGUGGAAUGCGGUUAUAUCAUCCACAGUACUUGAUUGAAUUGAAAAAAAUGUGUCUGAAAUAUAAUGUUUUAUUGAUAUUUGAUGAGAUAGCCACUGGGUUCGGUAGAACUGGUGAGAUCUUUGCUUUUAAACAUUGUUACACUUAUCAAGACUAUUUGGGCAUUCCUUUGGAGGAUCAAAUUGAGGUUGUUCCUGACAUUUUAUGUGUUGGUAAAGCAUUAACAGGUGGGUAUAUGACUCUAAGUGCUGUAGUCGUAAAUGAUAGGGUUGUUGCAAGAAUCACUGAUCCUUUGAGCCCUACACAUGGUUAUUUUAUGCAUGGUCCGACAUUUAUGGGUAAUGCUUUAGCUUGUAGUGUGGCUAAUGCAUCCUUAGAUAUUUUGCUUGAAGGCACUUGGAAGAAGCAAGUCUUUCAUAUUGAAUAUGUGUUUUACAAUAAAUUGUAUCAAUAUAUCAAAAAUCCUGAAAAUAAAUUGAUGUAUACUAUUGUCAAGCGUGUAUCUAUAGUGGGGGCAGUUGCUGUAGUUGAAUUAUUUCACAACAUUAAUACAUCUAAGUUUCAGAGUUGGAUAGUUAGUAAGGGGGUUCACAUUAGACCUGUCAGAAGCUUAAUAUAUAUUAUGCCACCAUAUAUUAUCAAAGAUAUAGAACUUGAAGUUAUUAUUGAGUGUAUCAUUGAAUUUUUGCAUUUAUUACAAGCUGGGAAUGGUACAUUUUAUGUGAAAGAAUGA